This is a messenger RNA of Aspergillus versicolor CBS 583.65, 1882 nucleotides long. RefSeq lists its product as uncharacterized. Gene Ontology annotation, biological process: regulation of DNA-templated transcription; DNA-templated transcription. The record is from RefSeq and is a predicted model, not a curated record. Gene Ontology annotation, molecular function: DNA-binding transcription factor activity, RNA polymerase II-specific; zinc ion binding; DNA binding. The coding region runs from base 35 to 1882 and encodes 615 amino acids. NCBI's taxonomy places the organism in Eukaryota, Fungi, Ascomycota, Eurotiomycetes, Eurotiales, Aspergillaceae. The transcript is spliced from 3 exons.
GCCAUGAUAUCACAUCCCAACUCCACGCAUCCUCAUGAAUCCCAUGAAUACAACACCAGAGCGAAAGGGCCGGGUGUCGCGCUCGUCCCUGGCAUGUCUGCCCUGUCGCUCACGUCAUCUGAAGUGUGAUGGGAAGCGACCGUGUUGCAGCCGGUGCGCGGAGACCGCGAGUGACUGCGAAUAUGCAAAAUCACGCCGCGGCGGGCUGAGCCGCGCAGCUCUAGCGGAGAGGCGCAAAUGCUCUGCUGCGGUAGGUGGAGACUCGAAUCUCCAACCAUCGCCGGGGAUCUGGCAGGGUCACUGGAUGUCGCGGUCGACUGAGGCGGACUCUCCCGGCAGCGGUGGUAUACUUCAUGCCAUCAGUACGGGGGAUGAGGCCGCUGAUAUUGCGUCGCCCGCAGCAGCUCCAGUGCAUAUGGAUAACAUAGCGAGUGAUACGUUGAUCAAUGCAUAUUACACGAAAUUCCACCGAUUACAUCCGUUCAUCCUUCCCCAGAAACAGCUCACGCGGCUCUACCACGAUCCGAGCACACAGCCCAGACUCCGGCCGCUGCUUGCCAUCUUACGGCUGAUCGGAUGGAUCAUGAGCUCGCGGAGAUGGUCACUCUCAUUGAACGACUACGUUGUGGCCUGUUUCGCAGAAGCAGCACCUACGGAUCCAAUAAUGGUUCAAUGUCGCCUGUUGUAUUCCAUGGUUCUGUUCUGGCACGGCCACGAAGCCGAUGCCAAGCGGGAAAUGGACAUGACGGUCCGACUCGCGACUGAUCUCCAAAUGUAUCUCCAGGAAUUUGCGGUGCUGCACGGAGGCGAUGAUCUUGUUCUCCGGGAAAGCUGGAGAAGGACGUGGUGGAUGGUGUAUAUCAUCGAUGCAUAUUAUGCAGGGACCCUGGGGACUAACAAGUCCGAUUUGUGGGAUAUUGACAUCACUGCUGAGUUGCCCUGCGAAGAGCACGAGUUUGAGUCGGGCGAGAUCCCCGAGCCCAAAUCUUUAAACGAGUUUGACUGUCGCGAAUUCGCCUCGGACAGUACCACAUUCUCCUCAUUUGCGUACCUUAUUGGCGCCAUACGAUGCAUGGCCCUGGCAAUGUCCACAGCCCCGAAGAGCGCCGGCAAGCAAGACCCAACCCAUGUCCUGCAGGCUGCGGACUCCUUCCUGGACGGAUGGCGGCUGCUAUUACCGAGAAAUCGCAAGGCGAUCAUAUCGAAGUCCGGAGAAAUCGACGAAUUAAUGUUUCAGGCACACGGCCUCACCAACAUAGCAACAAUCGCCAUCCACCGGCCUUUUUCCGACCUCAAGUUCAACCCUGUGGAGGAUGUCUCCAGCUGCGCCCGGGAGCCCCCAUCAGACACCCCGGUAUUAGACAUUGCGAAUAUACACACUGUACGCGUUCUUCAAUCUGUCGAGGCUCAGGUCCGACUAUUAGCCUUGCCGACGCGCCAGUUCCAUCAUACCCCAUUCAUUACAUGCAUGAUCAGCGGCGGAACACUGGCACUGCUAUCGGCGUGCAAAUACCUGCUCCAGAAAGAGGACCUGGCGAUUGCAAGGGGCCAGCUUCGGAUGGCUAUCGGGUGUCUUAAGGCGAUGGGCGAGGUGUGGCCGAGGGCCGCUAGGAAUGUGGCCGAGAUCCAGACCAUUGCGCGCCGUGUGCUGGACCUUGAGACCGGGACGGCGAGUAAGAGUGAGACACCCAAAUCUAGCAAAGUACCAAGUCUGUCGGAUGGUGAAGAACUUGGCAGCUCUGUCCCGGAUGUCGACGCUCUCGUCAAUGACACUCAGAUCUUCCCUUCAUUUGAGUCAAUCGACAGUCUCGGAGCGUGGUGCAAUUUGAGCGACCUGGAUCUGGACGUUUCGUGGGGAUUUCACAAUGGAUUUGGAUUUUGA